Messenger RNA from Asparagus officinalis (garden asparagus), 4379 nucleotides. Its product is annotated as mediator of RNA polymerase II transcription subunit 15a. Gene Ontology annotation, molecular function: transcription coactivator activity; chromatin DNA binding. Bases 174 to 4094 code for a protein of 1306 amino acids. Lineage: Eukaryota; Viridiplantae; Streptophyta; Magnoliopsida; Asparagales; Asparagaceae. The transcript is spliced from 12 exons. The record is from RefSeq and is a predicted model, not a curated record. Gene Ontology annotation, biological process: regulation of DNA-templated transcription.
AGAGGCGGAGAGAGCCAAAACAGUUUAUUAAUUAUUCUCCAAAUAAUACAAACGAAAGUCGUCGUCUUCUUCCUUUUCAAAUUCUCAUUAUUCCUCAAUAAUUAUAUUUAUUAUAAUUAUCACUUCAUCAUCAUCAUCAUCUGAUUCUCGAUCGGUGAUCGGUUCCUCUUCUGAUGGAGGGAAACUGGAGGCCGACGCAGCAGGAAGCAGCGUCCAUGGCGUCGUCGAUGGAUGGAUCCUCCGGCGACUGGAGGUCUCAGCUCCAGCCUGAGGCCAGACAGCGGAUCGUUAACAAGAUCCUGGAGACUUUAAAGAGACAUUUACCGAUAAAUGUUCCUGAGGGCUUCAAUGAAUUAAGGAAAAUUGCUAUUCGGUUUGAGGAAAAAAUUUAUACUGCUGCUACAAGUCAGUCGGACUAUCUGCGGAAAAUCUCUCUAAAAAUGCUUUCUAUGGAGACAAAGACUCAACAGUCAGCUCCGAUUAAUCCAUCAAUACCAAAUACUAGUGCAGUGAACCAAAAUAUUGCAGAUCCAGGAUCACUUGGCAUACAGUCACAGAUGAACAACCCUGGGCAACCAUUAGCUGUCCCUAAUCGAAAGUCAGGUUUACCCCAGAACCUCCCAAACAGCACUUCUGCCGCCGUACAAGGUUCUUCCUCCUUGCCUCCUGCAUUGCCACCCAUCUCAGGACUCAGUCAAUCCAACAUAACUGGUGUUAACCAGGGAUCAAACAUGCAGAACAUUUCUGGUAUAGCACAGAGCUCUGUGAAUAAUCCUAUAGGGCAAGGAGCACAGGCGGAUAUUUAUGCCAAUGCACAAAGACAGAUGCAAGGAAGUCAGCAACAGCAGCAGCUUCUUUCCCAGCAACAACAGCAGCAUCAGCAGCAGCGACAGUCUCUUUUGCCGUCAAGCCAGCUACAGUCUUCUCAGCCAAUGAUGCAAAUGUCAUCCAGUCUUCAAUCAAACCAGGCUAAUAUCCAGCAGACGCAGGCAACAAAUUCGCAGUCAGCUCCACAACCCGGGCUUCAACAGAAUCAACUGAAUCAAAUUCAGUCAUCUGUCCCAUCUUUAAUUCAGCAAAAUCCACAGUCAGUUGCCAGACAGCAGCAAGCUCAACCUUCACAUCAGCAAGCAUCUUCACUGCAGCAACAGUCAGCAUCUAUGUCUCAGCAAUCAACCUUGUCACAGCAGCAGCAAAUGAUGAGUCAGCAAGGAAAUAUGUCAAACAUGCAACAGAAUCAGCUACUUGGCCAGCAAAAUAGUAUUCCAGACAUUCAACAGCAGCAGAGAUUGCCGGUCCAGCAAAAUAGUCUUCUAAGCAUGCAACAACAGCAACAAAUGAUGAAUCAGCAAAACCUAGCUUUACAGCAACAGCAACAGCAGCAGUUAGGUUCUCAAAAUAACAUGUCAGGACUGCAGCAGCAGCAGCAGCAGUUACUCGGACCACUUUCUAGCGUCUCAAAUAUGCAGCCACAUCAGCGGGCAAUGAUUAUGCAAAAGAAUGUACAACAGCAGCAGCAGCAGCAGCAGCAAACCUCAUUAAUGCAGUCACAAGGUCAGCAAUCACAACAUCAAUCAUCACAGCAGCAACUCAUGUCCCAGUUUCAGUCUCAGCCUUCCCAACUGCAGCAACAAUUGUUACUGCAACAGCAAUCAAAUUCCUUGCAACGAGAGAUGCAACAAAGACUUCAAAGUUCAGGUCCCCUACUUCAAACUCAGAAUGCAAUGGAACAGAAGCCAUUCAUUCAGACACAAAGAGGGCUUGCAGAGGUUUCAUCUAGCACAUCAAUGGAUUCGACAGCUCAAACAGGACAGACAGGCGUUAUUGAUUGGCAAGAGGAGUGCUAUCAGAAGGUGAAAUCUAUGAAGGACCAGUACUUUUCAGAUCUCACUGAGUUUCAUCAAAUGAUUGCUCUGAAGUUGCAGCAGCGAGAAGCACUUGUACCCCCAGGAAAGCAGUCAGAACAGCAUGAAAAGCUUAAAAAUUUCAGGACAAUGUUGGAGCGUAUGCUCGCACUUCUGCAGAUUAGUAAAAAUAACAUUUCAGUUGGUAUGAAGGAGAAACUUCCUAUAUAUGAGAAGCAAAUAAUGAGCAUGGUGGCUUCAAACAGAGCUAAGAAAACUCCUUCGCAAGUACCAGGACAACAGCAGUUCCAGCAUUCUAUUGUUGUGAAUGCUCAUCCAAUAGCACAACAACAAAAACAAUCUCAGAAUUCUCAGUUACAGCUUCCCGAGAGUCAUGCAAACCAGGUACAACAAAUUAUGCAAAGUUCUGGAAUGUCAUUAUCCACAACACAUCAGAAUAUCUCAAAUACACUGCAGCCCAGUUCUAAUAUUGAUUCAGUCCAAGGGAGUUCCUUUAAUUCAAUGCAACCUGGUGCGAUCAGCUCUGGGCAGCAAGUGACAUCUCUGCAAAAUUCCAUGAGCACAUCGCAACAAAACAACAUGAGUACACUGUCACAUGGUGCUGCAAAUACUUUACAAAAUAAUGUCAGUACCAUGCAGCCAAAUUCAAGUGUAUUACAGCAGCAGCAUAUGAAGCAGGAACAACAAUUGCUGCACAGUCAGCAAAUGAAACAACAAUUCCAACAGCGCCAUAUUCAACAGCAGCAAAUGAUUCACCAGCAACAGAGACAGCAGUUAUUGCAACAGCAACAACCUUUGCAGCAACAUUUGCAUCAACAACAAAAGCAGCAGCAAACACCACAGAUGCCUGUACACCAAGUGCAGCAGCUUCACUCAAUGAAUGAGCUCAACGAGCUGAAGGCGAGACAAGGAGUUGGCAUGAAAUCAGGACUUUAUGACAUCCCGGCUGGUCAGCGCCACAGUUACUACAACCAGCAGCUGAAGCCAGGAGCUUCUUAUACAGUUUCAUCUCCUCAAAAUGUUCAAGCUUCGUCUCCACAAAUUUCUCACCAUUCUUCUCCUCAAAUUGACCAGAUUGGUCUAUUGUCAUCCAUUCCAAAAGCUAAAGGUCCUCUGCAAUCGGCAAAUUCACCUCUAGUUGUUACUCCUGCUCCAUCGCCCAUUCCAGUUGAUUCUGAGAAACCAUUAUCGUCUAUGUCGGCAGUUGAACAAGGUGGACAUCCACAAUCAUCUGUUGCGCCACCUCAACCACAUUCACUCGCUGUUAGCACACCUGGAAUAUCAGCAUCACCUUUGUUGGCAGAAGUCACGAGUCAAGAUGGCAAUCAGACUAAUGAACCCGCAACAUUCAAAACAAGUACAACAGAACGGCCUGUAGAUCGCUUAAUUAAAGUGAUGCAGUCACUAACACCUCAGGCUCUCAACUCGUCUGUCGCUGAUAUUGGAUCCGUGGUUAGCAUGAUUGACCGAAUAGCAGGUUCAGCACCUGGGAAUGGUUCAAGAGCUGCUGUUGGUGAAGAUUUAGUUGCAAUGACGAAGUGUCGUCUACAAGCAAGAAACUUCAUGUCACAAGAUGGCGGUGCUGCAGCAAAGAAAAUGAAGCGCCACACAAGUGCUAUGCCCUUAAAUAAUGUUUCUUCGCCUGGAAGUGUAAAUGAUAGCUUUAAACAGUUAUUUGGUUUUGAAAAAUCAGAACUAGAGUCCACUGCAACAUCCCGUAUUAAGAGGCUCAAACCUGAGGUCAACCCCACUUUGUUGGACGAGAUAAGGGAGAUAAAUCAAAGGCUUAUUGAUACAGAGCUUGAUGUAAGUGACGAUGAUGUGGAUAUGGUUGCUGCUGCAUCCGAGGGUGGAGAGGGAACUGUGGUUAAAUGUUCUUACACUGCCGUUGCCCUCAGUCCAGACUUGAAAGCUCAUUUUGCUUCUGCACAAACAUCCCCCAUUAUGCCUUUGAGAUUACUGGUUCCUGUCAAUUAUCCAAAAUGCUCGCCUGUACCUCUAGACAGCCUUCCAGUUGAGACCAGUAAAGAGUUUGAAGAUCUUUCAAUCAAGGCGAGAUCAAAAUUCAGUAUCUCCCUCCGCUGCCUUUCACAGCCAAUGUCACUUAAGGAUAUGGCAAAAACAUGGGAUGCUUGUGUCCGUAAAGUUAUUUUAGAAUAUGCACAGAAAACCGGAGGAGGCAGCUUCAGCUCCACUUAUGGUUCUUGGGAAAGUGUCGUCACUGCAUGAUGACUGCUAUAGAAGGGUUCCAAUGAUCAUCAUAACUUAUGUUAAUAACGUGUUUUAGUUUGUGUAGCAAAUAGCCUCUGGAGAUGGGGCCUUGUUCUGUAAGAAGUUUAAGUUGUAGCUUGAUGUUGUAUAUAAAUGCCAGUAUGUAUUAUACUGGUAUGAUUUUCGCCGUUAUAUGUAUCAUUUAUAUGUAUCAAGGAAGACAUCUACGUGUAGUCGCAAUAUAUUUGUUGCUAUUGUUGUAAGUUUUCUGUGUUGCUAAUGAAUGUGUUUUUUUUGUGUGUU